Gavialis gangeticus (Gharial) is the source of this 2617-nucleotide messenger RNA. RefSeq names its product ankyrin repeat and BTB domain containing 1 (gene ABTB1). The coding region runs from base 1 to 1407 and encodes 468 amino acids. Lineage: Eukaryota; Metazoa; Chordata; Crocodylia; Gavialidae. Gene Ontology annotation, molecular function: protein binding. The record is from RefSeq and is a predicted model, not a curated record. Gene Ontology annotation, cellular component: ubiquitin ligase complex; cytoplasm. The transcript has 12 exons.
AUGGAGGCAGAGGAGCAGGUUUCUGCAAAAUACCUUCUUGAACAGAGAGACGUGGAAAUAAAUGUCCGGGAUAAAUGGGACAGUACACCUCUAUACUAUGCUUGUCUCUGCGGGCAUGAGGAGCUUGUACGUUAUCUUCUAGCCAAUGGUGCAAAAUGUGAAGCUAACACUUUUGAUGGUGAGCGUUGCUUGUAUGGGGCUUUGAGUGAUGCGAUCCGCCGGCUCUUGAAGGAGUACAAGCAGAUCACGGCCAAGUGCAUGAAGAGAGAUUACUAUGAUGUCUUUCUGCAGCGGCUCCUGGAGCAGGGUUACCAGAGUGACAUUGUCUUCAUUGUGCAUGGGAAAUCUUUCUGUGCCCAUCGUUGCAUCCUCAGUGCCCGUAGCGCCUACUUUGCUGAAAUGUUCGAAACUAAGUGGAAAGGGAAGAACAUGAUCGCGCUAAAGCACCCGCUGAUCAACCCAGCAGCCUUUGGAUCUCUCCUGCAGUAUCUGUACACAGGUGGACUAGACCUUGACGUUGAAUAUGUGAAUGACUGCAAGAGACUGGCCAAGCAGUGUCGGCUGCAGGAUCUCAUUGAAGAUUUGGAGACCAAGUGUAAAAAGGUCUAUGAAUUUGUCUCUUCCAAGCCAGGGACCUGUGUGAAAGUGCUGACAAUUGAGCCCCCAGGUAACUGCCGGCUCCAGGAGGACCUGGCUCUACUUGCAGACUGCGCCCUGCCAGCUGAACUGCGGGUGGGUUUUGGGGAGCUACCAUUUGACAGCACCGACAACUUCAACAGCUGCCCUGAUGUGUGCUUCCGAGUGGCAGAAUACAACUUCCUGUGCCAUAAGGCAUUUUUCUGUGGCCGCAGCGAUUACUUCAAAGCCCUUCUUGAGGAUCACUUCUGCGAGAGUGAGGAGCUGCAGACACAGCCCAGCAUCCCCGUGGUGACGCUUCAUGACAUCUCAGAAGACAUCUUCAUACGGGUUCUCUACUACAUUUACAGCGAUGACACCGAGCUCUCUCCAGAGAAUGCCUAUGAGGUGCUGUGUGUAGCAGACAUGUACCUGUUGCCGGGGCUCAAACGUCUGUGUGGGAGAACCUUGGCUCAGACCCUUGACGAAGAUAAUGUUGUAAACAUCUGGAGGAUUGCAAAGCUGUUCCAGCUGACCCGGCUGGAGGACCAGUGCACGGAGUACAUGGCAAAGAUCAUUGAGAAGCUAGUGGAGUUGGAGGAGUUUGUGGCUGCAGUGAAGGAGAAUGCCGAGGCGGUGGAGGAACGGCAGGAGACGGAUUCCAUCCCUCUCGUUGAUGACAUCCGCUUCCACAUCACCAGCAACGUGCAGACUUACAGUGCCAUCGAGGAGGCCAACCAGAAACUGGAGGCACUGGAGGACCUCCUGGCCAGUAUAGGGCUCGAGUGCUGAAGUCUGAAAUCUGGCCUGUCAUGUGCAGUGAGCAGCUCACUCGGCCCCAUGCUGGUGGACUCUGAGUGCAAGAACAUUUGUGUCUUAGUCAAAUAUUUGUCUUUAUUUCUCUCCUCCUUCCCACCCACUGCCAGGCAUGGUUCCCUUUUAACUUAUUCAUGUCUGGACAUUUGCAUGUUUGUUUUCCAGGAUAGGAUCCCAAAGUGCCCCAGCUCCACAGUUACUGCUUGUACCAUUCUGCACUGAUUUGUGGCUGCAAACCGUAGGGGUAACAGGGUUGUACUGUAGGGGGUUCAAACCAGAGCAUUUUUCCCCAUUACCACCCACAAGGGAACAGAACUGGAUUAAACUUGGUGUGAAGGAAAUUCUUAGAAAUAACCAGCUUGUCUUUCCCUUUCACUGUCCUGGGGUGAUAGCAGAAAAAAUGGCAUUUCCUACCAGGGCCACAGGAAUGUUCUCACAGGAGGCACAAACUGUCUGCACACACUGCUCCUAUUUUUGUGCACAAACAACUAAGUUAGUGUACAGUGCUGCUUGUUUUGGUUUUUUUUUUUUCCUUGCCUCCAAACUCUGGCACUUAGAUUUGCAUGCUCAGGGUUGUGCAUGGGAAUUCAGGUUUUCAGUCCAUGUUCUGGCACAUUGACACUAUUCUUGGUCAAGGCAAAUGGACUCCUGUUUUUUCUUUUCCUGGUAUUGUGUACAAUGUGCAGCUUUGGAAGCCAAAAGUUUUAGCUUCUGAAAAGGAAUUGAGAGAAGUGCAAAAUAGACCCGCAGCAGAAAGAGACAGCCUCCUAAGGAGCCAGCAGCUUUUCAUUUGGACUGAAAUAGAGGUUCUGCCUUUUGUGCCUCUCUCUUGGGGAAUAAAUGCCUUUCCUCUCAGAGCUGGCACUUCUGUUGGCCUGUUGUGUUGGGGUGAAGGUGAGACUUGUCAGGCAGGGGGUGGGCUGGUAAUUUAGAAAAGGAAAAGGGAGACUUUCAGAAUGCUUCAAUCCAUCUCUUCUGCUGUCUCACCUUUUGACUUUGCUUAGGUUAUAAAAACCUUGAGGCUCAUUGUUCUUCAGGAAGCUCUCUGCCUUGAAUGUGUUUAUGGAGGCUUCUUCCCCUGGGAGAUGAUGUUAUCAUUCAAGAGCCUGGUCUCCCCAUGCCUUCCAGUGAGGGAUGAGGGUGUUCUCUCUCCUCACCAGGCAGCAGGCAACGUUCUUGUAUAAAA